GCCCUGAGCGCGGCCCUCAGCGCGCACGCGCCGUGCCCGCCCUCCCCAACGCCCGCCCGAGCGCGGCAGAUUCAAACCGGGGCUCCGCUCGGGCCGCGGCAGCCGCGCCCGAGAGGCCUCCAACCCCGGCCAAGCGGCCUCCAACCCCGGCCAAGCGGCCUCCAACACCUGCCGAGCGCCCUCCAACCCCGGCCGAGCGGCCUCCUCCUGAGGGAGUGGGACAGGGACGGAGGCCGUGCAUCACCGGCGCUGGGCCUGGUGAAACCUGAGGAGAAACGGGCGCUGCCGGGGGCGCAGGGGUGAGCUCGAUCCCUUCAGGGUAUCCCGAUCCGCCUCGGAGUUCCACGCAGCGUGAUGAUGAAGGAUAUGGCAUCCUCAAGACUGGAAGAUUUAUGCCUCCACAUCAAUAUGAAGAUUUCAGAAAUUAAAAAGUGUCUCCUAUUGAGAGAUAUAGGUGAGGAUGAUUUCUACAAGCCUAUCCUCCGUAAAAUACAGAAUGAGGUGGUCCUUGUACAUGAUCUCCUGAAUAAAAUGGAAAAUGAAGUUAAACAGCAAGAAAAACUGAAAGAUUCACUCAAAGAGAUGCAGAAGGCUGCUGAGAGAGAUCAGAAGGAAGCACAGCACCUCCUUGAAAACAUUCCACGCUAUCUGCCUAAACCCCAGAGCUGCAACACCGUGCCAGCUGUGAAACACAAUGGAGAAACAGAGGCUGUAGAACCCAUCAUGGAGAAGAAAGAGAAGAAACCUGCAAAAGAGAAAAAACCCAUUAAAGAAGCACCAUUAAUAACCAUGGAGGAGUUUGAAAGUGUUCCUGGGUAUUUGAAAGGCCGAAUAACAUAUGAUCAGAUUAAUGCAGUUGUUCAAGAGAUUAACAAGGCCGUGGUGGGCAAGUACAAGAUCUUGUAUCAGCCUUUGAAGUCUAUGAGUGCACCAGUCAGAAACCUCUACCACAGGUUCAUAGAAGAAGAAACUAGGGAUACAAAAGGAUCGUUUUUCAUUGUGGAGGAUGAUAUCAAGAUGUUCACUCACCUGAAAUUGGACAAGAAGUUCCACAGCAUCCUCAGCAUCCUGAGGCACUGCCAGAGAGUGAGAGAGAUUCGUGGCUCGGGGCUCAUCCGCUACGUCAUCUGCUAACAGCUCCCCGAGCCCGACUGCCACCGCCCCACUGCUCUCCCCCACUGCUGGCUUUUUGCUCCACUUUCACCUGACCUGAUACCCAGUGAGCGCCGGAACCCUGUGGUCCUGGCAAGCUCUGGGGUCGUUGCUGUGCUCUGCUCACCACCCCGGGGGUGCUCUCUCUGCUGCUGCUGCCGCCGCACAGCGCCCCCUGCCGCCGCGGAGGAAUCACUGCGCCCUGCUCGGCCGGCAGCCAGCGGCGCCCCUGCUGGCAGUGAGCGGAACUGCAGCGGCGGGAAAAGGCUGGGACAGGGUUUGUGGGGUAUCAAAGCAAUUUCCAGAUUUGCUUUUCUUAAUCUUUCUUCUUAUACUAACUGUACAUUUCGGAGUUUUCUACAUCACCUGAACAGGAAGAUCUGAGGAGAUCCAAAUACUUCUAGACUGAUUGGUGAUUCUGUUAGUCCUGUGCUUUUCCACCUUCUUCAUGCAGACAGAUUUUUCCCUCAGAUAGUCAGACUGGCCUGAAACAGUUGGGGUUUGAAAUGAAAAUAUUCACAUUAAUCAUGAAAAUUCAGGUCAAACUUGUCCUGUUUUUAUUAUAGAAGUCUUUAUUACAGCUUUUGUUGCUUUCAAAUUACUUAUUAGCGUAGUAUGGUUCAGAGUAGAUCUAUUGUGAUAAAUAUAAACUCUGCAAGUAACAAAAACUGUUUUGAUAAGAAAAGCUGUGUUCUUUUUCUUUCAUGAGCCUAUGUCUGCUGUUAUCCUAACAUCUCAUCUAGAAUGCCUCCUUUUGCCCCCUGUCAGCAUUAACAUGAAAUUUAAUGUGCAAAAUACUCUAAAUGAUCUUUGAACUUUGUCAAUAAAGAGAUUCUGCUGAGUUUCUA
Molecule: messenger RNA, 2000 nt
Organism: Zonotrichia leucophrys gambelii
Lineage: Eukaryota; Metazoa; Chordata; Aves; Passeriformes; Passerellidae
Gene: SKA1
Product: spindle and kinetochore associated complex subunit 1
Exons: 8
Coding region: 355-1134 (259 amino acids)
Biological process (GO): cell division; regulation of microtubule polymerization or depolymerization; mitotic cell cycle
Cellular component (GO): outer kinetochore; mitotic spindle; spindle microtubule
Molecular function (GO): microtubule binding
Source: RefSeq, a predicted model, not a curated record